CUACUUACAGCAAGAACGGGAUAGUCGGAGUCAACUUCUUGUGCUUACAUCUGAUAGAUCAGCAAUACUGAAAUGUGAGAUUUAUUUUCAAUUUUCAGUUUGACUAUAAAUAUUUUAUUGGUGGCUGGUAAAAAUAUUUAAAUUAAUGUCUUUUCGCGUUUUAAAAAUGAAAAUUGGUUGGGUUAAAAGUGAGUGGCUUUGUUUACAGUCACAUUUUGAGUCAGAUGGGAAAAAGAUAAUGUCUGAUAGAGGCGCCAAUUGUGUUAUUUUUAAAGAUUUUGCUUCUGGUUAAUUUACAUUAAAAAAUAUCUUCUCUGUUACUUUCUAUUUCUUAUUGUGAUUUAGUUUAUAUCAUUAUAUUUUAUAUCUCAACAUGAGUUUUUAAAAGCAGUUAAUUCAUUUCAUUGAACUGUGAAUCUAUUGAUUUUAUCCUCUUACAAUCGACAAAGUCUUGCAAAUAUCAUUUAUUGAAUUUUCUGACCUGUUUGUGAGCCUUCUAACAAGGAUCCUUUAAACAGUCGUUAAAAAGGAUGAGUAAUUUUAGCGCAUCUUCCCAAGCUAGUUCAUUUUUCAACAAAAAACUCCAUCAGGCUCUCAAAACUGUCUAUGAAUGUGGUGUUAAACUCGAAGCUAAACUGGAAACAAUUGCAUCAGCAGCUAUCUAUUUCCAUAAAUUUUAUAAAAUAUGCUCUCCUGAACAAUUUGAUCCGAUGCUGAUUGGAGCAACAUGCAUUUACUUGGCUGGUAAAGUUGAAGAAGAUCAUAUCAAGCUACGAGAUUUAAUCAAUGUCUUCCAUGCAACCCUAAAUCGAGCCAACAAAAUGAUUCCAUUACAAUUUGACAAUUAUUAUUGGAAUCUGAGAGAGUCAUUGGUUCGUUUGGAACUAUUGAUGUUACGUGUUCUCAAGUUUGAUGUUAAUAAUGAUCUAGCUCAUCGGUUUCUCCUUCACUAUUUACGAUCGAUAAAUGAAUGGAUUGGAAAAGAUUACUCUUCUUCAACAGCCUUUUCUCAAACUUGCUGGUCAUUGCUAAAUGAUUAUUAUCUAAAUCCAAAGUCCAUCGACCAUAAUGCAUCUCACGUAGCUAUAGCUAUUAUCGAGAUUGCUAUAAAAACACUCGGAAUCCAAAUCCCAUUGGAAAACGAAGCUCUCAUGGAUUGGAAAGUAGCGUUGUGUGAAAAUGCAACAAAAGACAAAGUUCAUGCCAUUAUUUCGGAAGUUUUGACUUUAUAUGAAAACGAUGAUCGUGAAAGUGCAUCAAAACCACCACCAAAAGAAAUAUCUCCAAGAAAAACUCCUAAUUCAGAAGUUACAGGUGGCAAUAUCAGACAAUACACUCCUGCAAAGAUUAUUGAAUAUCCAAACAAAUGAAAGCAGUGAACACAGUGUAAGCAUCCUCUGGAGUAGCUAAAAUAUAUUAGAAUUAUUUAUAACAUUAAACAUUAUGUUUCCAUUUGA
Tetranychus urticae (two-spotted spider mite) is the source of this 1457-nucleotide messenger RNA. RefSeq names its product cyclin Q (gene koko). The record is from RefSeq and is a predicted model, not a curated record. Gene Ontology annotation, biological process: regulation of transcription by RNA polymerase II. Lineage: Eukaryota; Metazoa; Arthropoda; Arachnida; Trombidiformes; Tetranychidae. Gene Ontology annotation, molecular function: cyclin-dependent protein serine/threonine kinase regulator activity.